This is a messenger RNA of Leptosia nina, 1191 nucleotides long. NCBI's taxonomy places the organism in Eukaryota, Metazoa, Arthropoda, Insecta, Lepidoptera, Pieridae. The record is from the annotation of a GenBank genome assembly.
AUGGACCAGAGCAGUAUAACUCCUAAUACAUCUAAUCAGCAGCUGGUGAUUAAUGGCGAUAAUGAGUCUGCGACAGCGCUGCUGCAGGAGAAGCAGGCGAGGAGACGUGUAACACUGAGUGAUGUUACCUUGAGAGAAUUCAUGACAGUCGGAAUACUGUGUUUUGUCAACCUCAUCAAUUAUAUGGACAGAUUCACUAUAGCAGGUGUCCUAAAUGAUGUCAAGAAUGAGUUUGGAAUCGGCGACGACAAAGCUGGCCUACUGCAGACGGUGUUUGUGGUCGCGUACAUGGUGUUUGCGCCGAUCUUCGGCUACCUGGGCGACAGGUAUUCGCGGCGGGCUAUAAUGGCGGCUGGAGUCGCCCUGUGGAGUGCCACGACGCUUAUUGGUUCUUUCAUACCGGACUUUACGACUUUUGCUGUGUUCCGAGGGUUGGUCGGUAUUGGUGAAGCGUCCUAUUCAACCAUCGCACCAACUAUUAUCAGUGACCUCUUCGUAGGAAAUGUACGGUCCAAGAUGCUUGCGUUCUUCUACUUUGCAAUUCCAGUUGGAAGCGGUUUUGGAUACAUUGUGGGUUCCGUCGCCGGGGCAGCGGCAGGCGACUGGAGAUGUGGUCUCCGUGUAACGCCAUUCUUGGGUGCCGCUGCGGUUGCCCUCAUCGUAUUCAUCAUGGAGAACCCGGAGAGGGGGCUGGCUGAAGACUGUCACAUGAAACCGACAUCGUAUCAGGACGACUUGAAGUCUUUAAUUAAAAACCCUUCGUUUAUGCUGUCAUCUAUUGCGUUUACGUGCGUGGCUUUCGUGACUGGUGCUCUGGCGUGGUGGGGCCCCGAUUUCAUAUAUAUGGGUCUUAUAAUGCAGCCCGGCGCGGACAUCACUCUUGACAGCGUGUCCUACAAGUUCGGGCUGGUCGGUAUGCUGGCCGGGACUUGCGGGGUGCCGCUGGGCUCCGCCCUCGCCCAGCGCCUCCGCGCCCGCUACCCCGACGUGGAUCCGCUGCUUUGCGGCUUCGCGCUCCUCACUUCGGCACCUCUCGUCUACUUCGCGCUCGUCGCGGUCACGGCCCUCCCGGCCUUCACCUAUUUGCUUAUCUUCCUCGGAAUGGUCACUCUCAACCUGACCUGGUCUCUCGUCGCCGACAUAGUCCUGGUGAGGGUCGAGAUAACGAUCCGACAAUGUACUCAUGUCUAG